AUGGGCAGGGAGUGUUUGGAUAUCUUGAAAAAUCUAGACAUCCCACCAGAUACAGCAAAUCCCAAUGCAGACCCGAGAGAGGACCCUGCAAAGAUAAUCGAAGCGCUGGACAAACACUUCAAGCCACUGAGAAACACGGUCUAUGAGCGAUACAAGUUUAACACUUGUGAGCAGGCACAAGGUGAGAAGAUAGAGACCUAUGUAGCUCGACUGAGGAAGCUAAUAUCCACCUGUGACUAUGGAGAGUUAAAAGACGAAAUGCUCAGGGACCGAAUAGUCCUUGGAAUUAGGGACAACAAGGUCAGGACGAGACUACUGAAGAAGAAGAACCUCACCCUUCAAGAUGCACUAGAUGAGUGCAAGACCAAUGAGACCACAAGUCGACAGAUAAAGGUCAUAGAGAACGGUGAGACUGUAAACUAUACCAGCAACGGUGAGACUGUAAACUAUACCAGCAAGGGUACAACCCAUAGAGGGCCUCCUAAUUUCGGGGAAGAAACAUUCCCAAGGAGCCCAAGAGGCCUGGGAGCGGGGGCGUCAAGGAAACCCAAGGCGGCAGGAAGUUGCUUUGCCUGUGGAAGGUCGGAUCAUUUUGCUAAAGAUGACAGAUGCCCAGCCCGGGGAAGGAAGUGUAGUAAUUGUGGAAUGCUGAACCACUUUAGAGCUGUGUGCCGGGGCAAGAGAGGUCAAGAAGUCAAGAAGUCUGGCUCCACGUGUAACAGUGUAGAAGGAGAAACAGACCCAGGGACCGAUCAUUAUGUGUUCAGUAUGGGUGGCCAGGCUCAGAAGAGAGCAGGCACCAUAGAUGUGAAGAUUGGAGGUGUAGGUGUAGCAGGCAUCCUUAUCGACUCCGGAGCUACAUGUAACAUAAUCAGCAAAGGAACCUGGGAGAGUUUGAAGGGGCAGAGAGUAGAGGUCAGAGAUCAGAGGAAAGGCGGCAGGAAUCUCUAUGCCUAUGGAAGCAACAAACCUCUACCCACAUUGGGGACAUUCAAGGCAGAAGUAGUCUGUCUAUCAAAUGCGGCUGCGACAGAGGCAGAAGUAGUGGUGAUGGAUGGACCUGGAAGAAAUCUGCUGAGUAAGGAAACAGCAGAGAAGCUGGGGGGUGCUGCGAGUUGGCCCAGUGCAGACGGGUCAAGUAAACAACCUCCAGGAAGGUCUGACGGCAGAGGAGCGUGA
This is a messenger RNA of Branchiostoma belcheri (Belcher's lancelet), 1179 nucleotides long. RefSeq lists its product as uncharacterized. The record is from RefSeq and is a predicted model, not a curated record. The coding region runs from base 1 to 1179 and encodes 392 amino acids. The transcript has a single exon. Lineage: Eukaryota; Metazoa; Chordata; Leptocardii; Amphioxiformes; Branchiostomatidae. Gene Ontology annotation, molecular function: zinc ion binding; nucleic acid binding.